AAGAUACGAAGAUGCCUGGUGAGAAGGAGAAAGAAGAAGAAGAUUUCAGUGAGCAGCCAGACCUAGAAGAUGAGGAACAUGGCAUUGAGAUGUCAGAAGACUUUGAAGGGAAGCUUCAUGAUCAGGAACAAACAGAAGGAGACCAAGAGAAUGACGAUAAAGAUGAAGAUGGAAAGGAGGAGCUGGAUAAACAGAUGGGGGAUGUAGAUGGACCGGAGUCUGAUAAACUUGAUGAGAGGAUGUGGGGAGAUGAGGAGGAAGAGGAGGAGGAAGAUGGAGAGAAGAGCAAAGAGAAGGAAGACGAGUUUGGAGAUGGAAUGGAUGAGGAAGAAUCAAGGAUGGUUGCCAAGGAUGAGAAUCAAGGUGAUGCGGAGGGAGACGAUCAAGAGGACAAGAACGAGAGAAAGGAUAACACCGAAGAGCCUCCUGACCCUAAUAAUCUAGAACCUAAGGACGAGAGUGAAUUCAACGAUGAUGAGGUUGACCCUAGAAAGGCCAACGACCCACCCGCAGCACCAGAACCAGGUGACCUUGACCUUCCUGAUGACCUUGACAUGGAUAAGGAAGAGAAGAUGGAUGAAGGGGAGGAGAAUGCCGAAGAAUCAAAUCCUUUGGACAUUGAGGAGGAGAGGUUUGAUGAGCCACUGAAGGACAAGGAGGAAGACCAAGAAGGGGAAGGAGAAGGGAAGGAAGAGGAGAAGAUGGAAACUGGAGAGAAUGAUGGUGAAGAUAAAGACACCCACCAAGAGGAACCUGUUGCCAUGGAAACAAAUGAAGAGGAUCGGGAGGAUGGAGAUGGUGACGAAGAGGGGAUGGGAGACGACAAGAAGGGAUUCGAAGACAAGGGACAGGAAGACGAGAACGAAGAAGAAUCCAAAGAUGAGGAGGAAGGGAUUGACUAUGCCCCGGAUGAGUCCCAUGAUACAGACCAAGCCCCUCAAGGAUCGGAGGCCAUGGCUAGGUCCAAGGCUUCCAAAGACAUGGUCCAGGCACCGGACGACGAGGACGCACUGAAGGAACAAGAACAGAAGAAGGAGGAGGCGGGGAAGUCAGGAGAAGAUGCUGAAGAGGAUAAGCACAGAUCAGGUACGGCUGAGUCACGGCUAGACCAGAAAGGUCACGAUGGGUCAGCGACCUCGGAGGUCACCACCCAGGAGCAGAGUGCCAGGGAGGAGAACAAAGAAAGCAAGAAGCCAAGCCAAUCAGAUAGCAAGAGAAGUCUUGGCUCCACCCAGGAAAGAUACAACAAACGUCUCAAGACGAUGGAUGCCAGCAAGGAGACGGAGAAGAAAGAUACUGGCAAGGAGAAAGAGAAUGAAACAGAAAAAUCCGAUCUGUACGAGCAUCUCGCCGACUCGGAGGCACACCACGACGCCCAGACAAUGGAUGCAGCCACAGAAGAGCAGAUGAAGGAGAAGGAAUCGGUUCCCACGGCCGGAGACGAGGAAGACGAAGGGCUGGAAGAUGGUGAUGAGGAGAAGAUGAAGACGCAGGAGGAGAAGGAAGAAGAGGACCCUACAGUCAGUGAUGAGCUUCCAUCGCACACCCUGCUCACCGCCUCCGACAGCACCAAGCUGGACGCCCCGCCUACCGACACCAACCCAGACACCAAAGACGAGGACCACACCCAACAGGACGAGGAUGCGGGAGAAGAUGAUGACACCAUGGAAACGGAGGCGGGAGGAGAGAGGCCGACGGAAUCCACCAUCCAUACCGUCGUGGAGCACCUGGGACAGGGAGCAGGAGCAGCGGGAGCGAUGAUGGAUCCGGAGGAGGUGGAGAAGCUCCGGAGGGAGAUGGAGGAGCAGUUGGCAUUGAUGAAUCGCCAUGGCGAUGGAGAGGGUGACGAAGCUGAGAAGAUGUGGCAAUCCUGUGAGUCGGUGACCUCGUCCCUGGCUCGGGAUCUUUGUGAGCAACUCAGACUGGUCUUGGAACCAACCCAAGCAUCCAAACUCAGGGGAGAUUUCCGGACCGGGAAGCGCUUGAACAUGAGGAAGGUGAUUCCGUACAUUGCUAGCGGGUUCCGCAAGGACAAGAUCUGGCUGAGGAGGACCAAGCCUAGCAAGAGACAGUAUCAGAUCAUGUUGGCGGUGGAUGAUUCCUCCAGUAUGGCUGAUAAUAGGUCCAAGAGGCUUGCCUUUGAAUCUCUUGCUGUGAUCAGCAAUGCACUGACGUGGCUGGAAGCAGGACAACUGGCAGUCUGCAGUUUUGGGGAGUCGGUGAAGCUCUUGCACCCGUUUCAUGAACAGUUUUCCGACCAAUCAGGAUCAAGUAUUCUAAGACAAUUCACAUUUGACCAGAAGAAGACAAAAAUUGCCCAGCUUUUGAAAUACGCCUCAGCCUCCAUGCUGACGGCUCGCUCGAUGCGGCCACCAGGGGGCGCUGUGGCUGGUCAUCCGGAGACUUCCCAGCUGCUUGUGAUUGUGUCCGACGGGAGGGGCCUCUUCUUGGAAGGCAUGGAGACUGUGAAGAACGCUGUGAGAGCGGCCAGGGAUGCCAACAUCUUCCUCAUGUUUGUGGUCAUUGACAACCCAGAAAAUAAGGAUUCUAUUUUGGAUAUCCGCGUCCCGAUCUUCAAGCAAGCGGGAGCAAUGCCGGAGAUCCAGUCCUACAUGGAACAUUUUCCAUUCCCGUUCUACAUUAUCCUCCGCAACAUCAACGCUCUGCCGGAGACUCUCAGCGACGCAUUGAGGCAAUGGUUCGAGCUGGUGACGGCCACUGAUAAAAGUUGAUGAAGCGUCACCUAGUCCCACCUACAGGGAUUUGCAAUCAUGAAGCCACACUGAGGAGCUUUUCAUGAAGGGAAUCGUCAACUGUUCAGCUGACUCCUCUGCUUUUCAGUCAACCAUUAUCAAGGAAAGUUGUCCCAUCUUGUCAGCCAGUGGGUGUUGAUUUUACAGCUAGCAUACAUGUACACUGUUGGCCACCCAUGGUUGUACGACACUCAUAUCUAUUGCUCUUGAAUCACCAUCUCAAACAUUUAAAGUUGUGGCAUUUUAUUCUUGCUGCUCUAAAACGUUAGUAAGACUCAGAGAAAUUAAAUUCAUGCCCUACAUCUUUUAGCAAUUUUCUUAUUCCUAGAAAUCAGACUGGUCUUUGAAAGGGCCACCAUGACAGGUAUGUUCAGUAGAAAACUUCAUAACUUGGUGCUCAAUGACAUUCACACAACUUCUGCAAGAUAUCACCUGUUGAGUCAAUUGUUCUCUUCAUGACAGCAUUGAUAUUUUUGAUAAUCGAGUGUACAAUUAUGAGAAAAACCAUAUCCUCCUCCUGGCUAAAUUGAGCUCAACAUUGGAAACUGCUGCUAAUACAUGAAUCCAUCUUAUGUGUAAAUCUUUCCUGGAAUUCUACCCAGAAGUGCCUGAUAUUAAAAUCUGACCAAAAUUGGACAAACACAAAACUAAUUUUAUUUCCUGUGAUUUACUAGGAAAUGAACUGUCUUGGUAUUGGGUUGCUGUUAUAUUCAUAUUCUCAAUAAGUUAUUUUAAAAGACCCAAUAACAUGCACAUCGUCAUGUUCAUGUUUUACUGUGUUGUGGAAAAAUAAUAUGUCUUUUUAUUUUUUUUGUAUGCUGGCAGAACAGUACUUGUUUGUUCUUACAGAUCUUUCUAUUCCUGUAUUUUUAAUAUAUUUACAAGAACGUUUUGCUUGUUACAUUUUUAGUCAUGUUGGGGGCUUUUAUGAAUCUGAAUUAAAGCAUUUGAUAUAUUUGAAGUAUUAUAUGUGUGACCUAACAAGGAGGAGACUGCAUGAAUAUCAUGUUAAAUUCCAUGAUACUAGUGAUUUGCCUCAUUUGCCAAAAAAGAAAUUUGGAUGAAGUCCAUAAAGAGCUCUUAUGUUAAUGGUUACCGUUGGGUAAUUCCAUAAAACAAUGUUUGUCCGACCUCCUAUACUUCCUGAAAAUAUUUUUCUCGAUUUGUAGUUCAUAUGAAAGGUACAUGUAUGAUAUCCUCAAAUUACCAAUGCUUGAGUAAUUCAUGAAGGGAAUUAUUGAUAUAGAAAUUGGUGAUUUGAUGUCUCCUCUUUCUUAGUUUCUGCUAAAAAAAAAAGAUGUUCUAAGUAUUUUGAAUACAAAGUGCAAUUGCGUCUUCCAACAUUUUUAUAUUAUCUUACGUAUUCUUGCAUUUGGUCAAACAUCUUUAGUCUAGUCUACAUGUAUGAUUUAGUAGUAUAUUUAUUACAGGUACAAAUGUUAACACCUUUUCUUGAUGCAAAUUAUGCUGUUUAAUUUUUUUUCUGUAAAUUCAACUUUUAAUAGACUUUAGUGUAAAUGUAAAAGAAUGGAUAGAGUUAUCCAUGAUUAAUGUGAACAUGGUUUUAUAAUAAACAUGUAAACACAUGAAAACCUUGAUUUUAUAGUUUUAUGUAAUUUUGUUUAUUAUUCUGAGAGCCAGCGGCAGCAGCCUAGCAGAAUUUUUUUACAAAUUGUCAUCUAUUCCCCUUAGUAAGGAAAUGUGUGUCUGGCUGGGUGUGUUUGUUGAGUGAGUGUGGCCAUGAGAAGGAACCCCCC
Messenger RNA from Lytechinus pictus (painted urchin), 4510 nucleotides. RefSeq names its product midasin-like. The record is from RefSeq and is a predicted model, not a curated record. The transcript is spliced from 15 exons. Gene Ontology annotation, biological process: ribosomal large subunit assembly; ribosomal large subunit export from nucleus. Gene Ontology annotation, cellular component: nucleus; preribosome, large subunit precursor. Lineage: Eukaryota; Metazoa; Echinodermata; Echinoidea; Temnopleuroida; Toxopneustidae. The coding region runs from base 12 to 2732 and encodes 906 amino acids.